Osmerus eperlanus (European smelt) is the source of this 1746-nucleotide messenger RNA. Its product is annotated as zinc finger protein 235-like. The transcript has 2 exons. Gene Ontology annotation, biological process: regulation of transcription by RNA polymerase II. Lineage: Eukaryota; Metazoa; Chordata; Actinopteri; Osmeriformes; Osmeridae. The record is from RefSeq and is a predicted model, not a curated record. Gene Ontology annotation, molecular function: RNA polymerase II cis-regulatory region sequence-specific DNA binding; DNA-binding transcription factor activity. The coding region runs from base 361 to 1383 and encodes 340 amino acids.
CGUUUUGUAUUCACGGUUACUUGAGCUCUAAAUCAAUAUAGUUUGUCAUACGUAAAGUGAAGUUUUGAGACCUAAUGUAUUUAAAGAUCAAAGCUAUGUUGCAGUCCUAACACUUAUGAAGAUCCCCUACUGGCCAAUCAUACUUGAUCAUGGGCGGAGACUAGACAGAGAAGACACCUUAAGGCUCCAGAGAGACUACAGAGACUCAACCAGAGAGACUACAGAAACUUGAGCAGAGAUACUACAGAGAGACUCAACGAGAGGGAAACUCAACCAGAAACAGCAGUAACCAGACAGAGGAUCAACUAGAGAGAAAAAAUCUUCCAGAGACUAGAUACAGGAUCCAGAUAGAGCUGAAUUAUGAAGACACCUCACUGUGAUAUAUGUGGGAAGAGCUUUUCCAUAUCCAAUAACCUCAAAAAGCACAUGAAGAUCCACGCUGGAGAGAAGCCCUACAGCUGUGACCUUUGUGAUAAAACCUUUAGCCAAGUUGCAAAUGCCAAAGUUCACCGUAGGAUCCACACUGGAGAGAGGCCCUACAGCUGUGACCUCUGUGGUAAAACCUUUAGCCACUCUGGCAAUUUCAAAGUUCACUGCAAGAUCCACACUGAAGAGAAUCCCUACAGCUGUGACCUCUGUCAUAAAACCUUAAGCAGUGGUAACAGUUUAAAAGUUCACCGCAGAAUCCACACUGGCGAGAAGCCCUACAGCUGUGACCUCUGUGAUAAAACCUUUAGCCAUGCUAACAGUUUCACAAUUCACCGCAGAACCCACACUGGAGAGAGGCGCUACAGCUGUGAUGUCUGUGGUAAAACCUUUAGCCAGGCUGGCCCUUUCAGAGCUCACAGCAGGAUCCACAAUGGAGAGAAGCCGUACAGCUGUGACCUCUGUGGUAAAACCUUUAGCCAGGCUGGCCCUUUCAGAGCUCAUAGCAGGAUCCACACUGGAGAGAAGCCCUACAGCUGUGACCUCUGUGGUAAAACCUUUAGUCAGGCUUCCACUUUGAGAACUCACCUCAGAAUCCACACUGGAGAGAAGCCCUACAGCUGUGACCUCUGUGAUAAAACCUUUAGCCAUGCCAACAGUUUCACAAUACACCGCAGAACCCACACUGGAGAGAAGCCCUACAGCUGUGACCUCUGUGAUAAAGCCUUUAGCAGUAGUAACGGUUUAACAGUUCACCGCAGAAUCCACACUGGAGAGAAGCGCUACUGUGCCCUCUGUGGUAAAACCUUUAGCAGUUGUAGCGGUUUCACAAUUCACAGCAGGAUCCACACUGGAGAGAAGCCCUACAGCUGUGACCUCUGUGACUAUUCAUGUAAAACAAGUGGCCAUCUGAAGAGUCACCUGCGUGUCCACAAUAGAAAAACCCCAAAGCAGUGAUGUCUAGGGCCAAACUGUCCCAGUAGUAGUACUGUAUAGCCUUGUUUUUUGCAUAUUUCUGUGAAACUUGCUAAAUAAACAUUAGCUAGCUACACUAUGUACCCUCUAAGCUAAAUAUCUAUUACUUGUUUGGACAAUUUGAUGGUGGAAAAAAGUAAAACCCUUUUAGUUAUGGAGAGGAAUAUAGCUAGAUAGCGCUAGUUCUUUGGGGGGGGGGGGGGGGGGAUUCCGGUUUUUCCACUUAUCACCAGAAUGGUCAUAACUUUUAAACAAAAGAAUGUUUUUUUAUUGCCCACAUAAUUAUGUAUAUUUCAUAUGCUCUAAGUGUUCCUUUAUCUUGUAAUAAAAGUGGUUGAAAAAGAA